Messenger RNA from Sinocyclocheilus rhinocerous, 699 nucleotides. RefSeq names its product BAH and coiled-coil domain-containing protein 1-like. Lineage: Eukaryota; Metazoa; Chordata; Actinopteri; Cypriniformes; Cyprinidae. The transcript is spliced from 3 exons. The record is from RefSeq and is a predicted model, not a curated record. The annotation marks the transcript as partial.
UCGAUUCAGCAGAAGCUCUUACUACUACGGUGCAUCUCCGAACUUGCACUGCACACGCACUGCAAUCUGCAGACUCUAGGAUGUAACCAUUGCCAUAUGUUUUUAUUCUGCUUCUGCUCUUUUACGUAUUUUUGUCAUGUUUUUUUUAAACCCAUUUAUUGUUUUGCAAGGAAUAACUUACCAAAAACAUGACUGGGACAUAGCCUACUUUUUUGGCCCUCAGAGCCAAAACUGUGCUGAAUGCAAGACCUAAGCGAAACUCUUAACGGGAUUAUAACAUCUGGGUGGCGUUCGGUUCGGUUCUUGUGGUUUCCCGCUCUGGAUUUCGGAUUUAUCGUUUUUUUAUCGGGAUGGAAGGCCGGGAUUUCGCUCCUCCGCCGCACCUUCUGGCAGAGCGAGGCGCGCUGGUUCACAGAGGCGCCUCGAGGAUCACUCCUGCCGGGCACACGACUGUGCAGCAUCCCGGUCACUUUCAGCCUGGGAAAUAUUACCCCUCACACAUACCGAUGCCUCCACAUUCAGGCAGUGGACUGAUAGGGAACUCCUCUGCCUCCUUCAUGGGAACGUUUCUGGCCAGCAGACUGGGAUCUCCCCCCUCCCACCCCAGCAGACCUCCAUCAUCCCCCUCUUCUCCCCCCUAUCGCUCUGGACUUCACUCCACAGCCCCGUCACAGAUCUGGUUCCCACACUCACAUGAAG